Mesorhabditis belari is the source of this 945-nucleotide messenger RNA. The record is from the annotation of a GenBank genome assembly. Lineage: Eukaryota; Metazoa; Nematoda; Chromadorea; Rhabditida; Rhabditidae.
AUGGCUAACUACGGACAUUGCACAAUCAUUGAGAACCCGAAUUUCUAUCCCGAGCAAGCUGCCGCCGAUAUCCAUGCCGCAUUGGCUUCAAAAGAUAAUGAUACGAUUAUCAAUCAUUUAACUUCGAUCUCAAAUCCGCAACGACAAAAACUCCGUGAGGCCUAUUUUCAACAAUUCGACGUCGAGUUGGACAAAGCUAUCGACAAGAAAUUGUCUGGAGACCUUGAGAAAUUGAUUCUCGCUCUCAUUGACACCCCGUUGGAGUACGAUUUGAAACAGAUCAAAGAUGCGAUGAAGGGAUUCGGAACUGAUGAGAACACGUUGAUCGAGAUUCUUUGCACGAGAACUCCUGAACAAAUGGUCCAUAUAAAUAGUGGAUUUCACACUCUUUUCAAAAAGGACUUGGCAAAGGAGAUUGCCGGUGACACUUCAGGUGAUUUCAAGAAAUUGUUGGUCGCUUUGGUGAACGGAUCAAAGGAUGGAUCUCGGUACAUCCACGAUUCUCAAGCCAGAGAGGAUGCUCACUUCCUCUACGAUGAUGGAAAACUCAAGACCCCACCAUCGCACUUUCUGCAAAUUUUAGAGACUCAAAAUAUUCAUCAGCUUCGCAGGGUCUUUGAAGAGUUUGAGCUCCAUACGGGAAAAUCGAUCGAGGACGCGGUCGCCAAAGAGUUCAAAGGGGAUCUCGGUGAUGGCCUUUUGGCUAUUGUUAGAGCCACUCAAAACAAGCAACGCUACUUCGCGUUGCAGCUUGAGAAGGCCACCAAGGGCUCCGUGAAAGACAAUGAUCUGAUCCGUGUGUUGGUCUCUCGUUCCGAGGUCGAUCUCAAGCACAUUCAAGAAGAGUACCAUCGACACCAUCAAAAAUCUCUCGUCGAUGUGAUCACGGCUGAGACCAAAGGACCUUACCGUGACGCUCUUCUCAAGAUCCUUCAUGGCAAUUAU